UCGUAAAUUGAAGCUAUAUAUAAUUUGGUAUCGCGAAACAAAGUUCAUCUCAGUACAUCUUCACUGAACGUAAACAUGUCUGGUCGUGGUAAAGGAGGAAAAGGUCUUGGAAAGGGGGGCGCCAAGCGUCACAGGAAAGUUCUUCGAGACAACAUCCAGGGUAUCACCAAGCCUGCCAUCCGUCGUCUUGCACGUAGAGGUGGAGUUAAACGUAUCUCUGGACUCAUCUACGAGGAAACCCGUGGUGUCCUGAAAGUCUUCCUCGAGAACGUCAUCCGUGAUGCAGUCACAUACACAGAGCAUGCCAAGAGAAAGACCGUCACAGCCAUGGACGUUGUCUACGCUCUGAAGAGACAGGGACGUACCCUCUACGGAUUCGGCGGUUAAACUGCCACUCCUGUGUGCUUGCAGCACUGACAACAAACAAACGGCCG
Messenger RNA from Magallana angulata, 434 nucleotides. Its product is annotated as histone H4. Gene Ontology annotation, molecular function: structural constituent of chromatin; protein heterodimerization activity; DNA binding. Gene Ontology annotation, biological process: nucleosome assembly. The transcript has a single exon. Lineage: Eukaryota; Metazoa; Mollusca; Bivalvia; Ostreida; Ostreidae. The coding region runs from base 76 to 387 and encodes 103 amino acids. The record is from RefSeq and is a predicted model, not a curated record. Gene Ontology annotation, cellular component: nucleosome.